AACAACUGUGUAACUGUUCACAUGUUAUUAAACGUAAUAACAUGUUUAAAUCUAACACUAUUCCUUUCAUAUGAAGAAUAACUCAAUGUUGGCACCCGCAGACAAAAAUAAGCAAAAUAAACGUGGAAAAAAGUUUCUUAACGCGUCAAAGUUAACAAAACAAUGUAAUUCUCUGCCGCCCCCUUGCUGCCACUGUCAGGCGGUGCACCCCUGUAACCACACCAAAGUGGUAUCGUCCACACAACAUGGAGGCACUGAUAUUGUUUUGGUCGAAUGAGCUGUGGAAGUAAACGAGAGAGUUGUGUAAAUGACUUGAUGAACUGGUCUGUUGUUCGAACAAUAAUAACUGUCUCAUUAGCGUCAGGAAUGAGUAUGCUCUCGCAUGUCCACUGUUCACCUGCACUUAGCGUCGCUGUGAUAAUUGAGGUUUAGCAGGUUAUUGUAAGCUGUGUGCGGCAGCUGACACGCAUGGAGCCCGCACAUAUCACCGGUGUUUACGGAGAGGUCAGUGGCCUCCCUGCUCCUGUUUCUGCACAUGUGAGGGAGGAGCAGCUCCCAGGGCUCCAGGUCUACACUGUGACGACAGUGUGGAGACAAAGUGACCUGGUCCAAGGGUCCAGACUUCACUUCUCCAAGCAGUGGACUUUGACUGCAGAGGGCAAUGACUACAAGAGCAUUAAGACUGUCCUCCCUCCUGGACCUUCCACUCCUAUGUCCAGAGAGUAUCUGAGUAGAUUUUCUCCCAUUCAAGGCCAGAAGGCGGUUGUCAAGGAGACCUGUGGCUAUCAGUUCCUAGAGAUAUGGGACUGCCAUGGCCUCAGGAGAUGCCUCAACCUGACUGCCCUCAACAAACAUGGCCGUGUCUAUGACGACGCUCAGUUUGGCUGUCUGUCAUGGUCCCAGUGUGAGAACAAACUGCUGUAUGUAGCUGAGAAGAGCAAGGAUACAUCAGAUGAAAAAUCUGCCUGCGGCAUGGACUCAAGUGUGUACCGCGAGGACUGGGGUGAGGCUUUGACCAACAAGAGCUGCCCAGUGAUUUGUGUGGCGAAUCCUCAGGCUGGCACGGUCAGUGUGCUGCAGGGCAUUCAGUCCGACAUCUCACCUGGACAGGCUUUGUGGGCUCCCGGCAGUCAGUCUGUGUUUUUCGUCGGGUGGUACCAUGAACCGUUCAGACUCGGACUGAUGUUUUGUUCCAACCGCAGAUCGGCAUUGUUCAAGCUAGAUCUGGAUGGACACUGUGAGUGUCUGUCAGAGAACGACAGGUCAGUGUCCUGUCCUAGGCUGAGUCCAGACGGGUCCACGUUGAUCUACCUGCAGGGCCAAGUGUUUGGUCCUCACAAUCAGUGUCUCAGUCUCCAACAGCUGGACCUGAGGAGUGGGAAGACGUCCACACUAUUGGAUGUUGUCAACAGACCACAGUAUGAUGAGUUUGCAGGUGUUUAUGAGGCUCUUCCGUCCUGCUGCUGGUCUGCAGACAGUCAGAGAGUGUUGUUCAGCAGUGCCCGCAGGAACUGGAAGGAUCUGUUUAUGGUUGACAGAAGAUCAAAGAAAGUCACUUCCCUCUCUGAUAGUCCAUCUGAGCUUUCCAAAAUCUAUGGCAGCUGGAAGCUGCUGACAGUCCAGGGGGACCUGAUGGUUGUCUGCUGCUCCAGCCCCAAUAUACCACCCACUCUGAUGGUGGGUUUCCUUCCCUCAGCAGGUGGACCGGUGUCCUGGCGAACCCUGCAGCAGCCUCCUCUGACCUUUGACUUCGACUGGACUAGUCUAGAUGUUACACCUCCACCUGAGGAGGACAACGUCCACUACUCUGGUCUGGACUUUGGCGCUGUCCUGGUUAAACCGUCUCGUUCCCUCCAUGUGUCCAGUGUCCCUCUGGUCGUUUUCAUUCACGGUGGCCCUCACUCACAGUUCCCUGCAGAGUGGAACUGCACCACAGCUGGACUGACUAAACUUGGCUUUGCUGUGCUCAUGGUUAACUACCGGGGAUCCACAGGUUAUGGCCAAGACAGCAUUCUGUCCCUGAUUGGUCAGAUUGGAAGCCAGGAUGUAAAAGAUGUCCAGAGGGCUGUGCUAACUGCACUGGAGAGCGACCGGACCCUUGACCCCAAACGCUUGGCCGUGAUUGGUGGUUCACACGGGGGCUUCCUGUCCUGUCAUCUGGUCGGUCAAUACCCCGAGGUCUACAGAGCGUGUGCAGCCAGGAACCCUGUCAUUAACGCUGCCACUUUAUUGGGAACCAGCGACAUUGUGGACUGGCGUUACACCAGUGUGGGCCUUCAGUACUCAUAUGACCAGUUACCCACUGCUGAAGCUCUGGCUGUUAUGUUGGACAAGUCACCCAUCAAACACGCUGCUCAGAUUAAGGCUCCAGUGCUGCUGAUGUUGGGAGGCAGAGACAGGCGAGUGUCACCUCACCAGGGUCUGGAGCUUUAUAAAGCACUGAAGAGCAGAGGUUCACCUGCCAGACUGUUGUGGUUUGCAGAGGACGGACAUUCACUGUCCAGAGUGGACACACAGGCCAACUGCUUCCUCAACAUAGUGCUGUGGCUGUACCAGUAUCUCUGAACACAAAGUUACCUAAUUUUGUAAAAUAAAAAAUCCGGAGUGUUAAAUAAAAUUCAAUGUAUA
Solea senegalensis (Senegalese sole) is the source of this 2628-nucleotide messenger RNA. It is a transcript of the gene apeh2, whose product is annotated as S9 family peptidase. Gene Ontology annotation, molecular function: serine-type endopeptidase activity. The transcript has 21 exons. The coding region runs from base 469 to 2565 and encodes 698 amino acids. NCBI's taxonomy places the organism in Eukaryota, Metazoa, Chordata, Actinopteri, Pleuronectiformes, Soleidae. The record is from RefSeq and is a predicted model, not a curated record. Gene Ontology annotation, biological process: proteolysis.